This is a messenger RNA of Cynoglossus semilaevis (tongue sole), 1063 nucleotides long. It is a transcript of the gene exosc4, whose product is annotated as exosome component 4. The transcript is spliced from 3 exons. Gene Ontology annotation, molecular function: RNA binding. Gene Ontology annotation, cellular component: cytoplasmic exosome (RNase complex); nuclear exosome (RNase complex); nucleolus. The coding region runs from base 199 to 936 and encodes 245 amino acids. Gene Ontology annotation, biological process: poly(A)-dependent snoRNA 3'-end processing; nuclear mRNA surveillance; rRNA catabolic process. Lineage: Eukaryota; Metazoa; Chordata; Actinopteri; Pleuronectiformes; Cynoglossidae. The record is from RefSeq and is a predicted model, not a curated record.
UAAACCGUUUCGGUUUAGUAUUAUUUAAAAUACUAAACCGAAGCGGACUAUAGAACCAAAUGUCAGCGAGCAGAACUAUUGAAACAUUUCGCCAAUUCUUUUUUUGAGCCGAGGUUCUUGCCGUAGCUUCGGCACGGUGAACACAUGGGUCAGUCUUGGUUCGCUCUGCAUUCGCGUCCAUUCGAAUUUUGGUAAAACAUGGCGGGUCUCGAGUUGCUUUCUGACCAAGGAUACCGCUUAGAUGGGCGAAAAGCCACCGAGGUGCGGAAAGUUCAAGCCCGUAUGGGUGUGUUUGCUCAGGCGGACGGUUCGGCGUAUUUAGAGCAAGGAAACACGAAGGCUCUGGCUGUGGUUUACGGUCCCCACGAAAUGCGAGGUUCACGCAGUCGAACUCUCCACGACCGGGCCGUCAUCAACUGUCAGUACAGCAUGGCCACAUUCAGUACAGCCGAGAGGAAGAGAAGACCUCACGGAGACCGCAAGUCCACUGAGAUGAGCCUUCACCUUAAGCAGACUUUUGAAGCUGCUGUGAUGACACAGCUCUACCCACGUUCACAAAUCGACAUCUAUGUUAAGAUUCUGCAGUCAGAUGGAGGAAACUACAGCGUGUGUGUAAAUGCCGCAACAUUGGCAGUAAUUGAUGCUGGCAUCCCGAUGCGGGACUAUGUGUGUGCAUGCACUGUUGGUUUUGUGGAUGAAACUCCCCUGGCUGAUCUUUGCUAUGCAGAGGAAAGUGGAGGAGUGAGCUCUUUGGCCUUAGCACUGCUUCCCCGGGGUGGACAAAUCGCUCUUCUGCAGAUGGAUGCAAGAUUGCAUCAGGACCACCUCGAGGCUCUGAUUGAAGCUGCCAUGAUAGCCUGUAAAGGUGUGAGCAAGGUGCUGGACGAGGUGGUACGACAGCAUCUUCAAGAGGUGUCAAUGCUCACAGCAGAGUAAAAGCAACAGAGGGAAGCAGUCGGGACUGUUAAAUGGACUGGGUUUUUUAUGGUUAUUCAUAAGGUUUGUAAUACAUUCUAAAAUUCUGUAUAUAUGUUAAGAUUCCAACAAUAAAUAUGUUAACUCU